CCUCGCCACUUUCUCCAGCCAAGAAGCUAGCUUUGCCUUCCCAGCUUUACUCUACAAGCAUGUCCUCAGACGUGCAGCCGUGUGAUGAAGCGGACCAACUAACUACCAGAGAGCUCCGGACGAAGGAAACCCGCGGCACGAGUAGCAGAAAAGUCUGAGAGCAGGGGCAUCCCAAGUUGUUUGACAGUGGAAGUGGCGGUUUACUGUACAGUAGCUCAGGCGGACUUCCUCACCCCUUCAUUACAUGCAGUGAGCCCAUGCCACUAACAGUUGCAAAGGUGAUUCAAAGCUUAAAUUCCAACUGAAUAGAAGAACAUCCCCAAGACCAGAUGCAAUGGAGAUGUUCAAUUUCACCAACUUCACCUACUGGAAUGCCUCUGAAGGCAAUGACGCAGGGCCUGUCAUUGAACCCGAAAGCCCAUACAAGACUGUGGAGGUGGUGUUCAUUGUAUUGGUGGCUGGGUCCCUCAGCCUGGUCACCGUUAUUGGAAAUAUCCUGGUCAUGCUUUCCAUUAAGGUUAAUAGGAACCUACAGACUGUCAACAACUACUUUUUAUUCAGCCUUGCAUGUGCUGACCUAAUCAUCGGGCUGUGUUCCAUGAACUUGUACACAGUUUACAUAGUGAUUGGCUACUGGCCCUUAGGGCCUGUGGUGUGUGAUCUGUGGUUAGCCUUGGACUAUGUGGUGAGUAACGCAUCUGUCAUGAACCUACUCAUCAUCAGUUUUGACAGAUACUUCUGCGUCACAAAGCCCCUCAGCUACCCUGUCAAAAGGACCACCAAGAUGGCAGGGAUGAUGAUUGCUGCUGCCUGGGUCCUCUCCUUCAUUCUGUGGGCCCCGGCCAUCCUUUUCUGGCAGUUCAUCGUGGGCGGGCGGACAGUGCCUGAGAGGGAGUGUUACAUUCAGUUCUUCUCUAAUGCAGCAGUCACCUUCGGCACGGCCAUCGCAGCCUUCUACCUGCCUGUUAUCAUCAUGGUCAUUCUCUACAUACAGAUCUCUAUAGCCAGUAAAAGCCGGGUGAAGAAGGAGACCAGGAAGCCGUCAGGGCCCAACCCAGAGGCCCUGUCCACCGAGCAGGCAAGGGGCAGUAAUACUGCCAAGCCCAUCAACAACAACAUGACAGCAGAGGACACAGAGCAGGGCAGGACCCAGGCCACAGAUGACGUGGCCAACCAGCACGACGGAAAACUGCAGAACGGCAAGGGCCCGUCCACCACGGGUGGAGAGGGGGAGAUGGAGGGAGAGGAUGGGGGCAGGGAGAACUGUGCCCACGGAGAGGAGAAAGAGAGCUCCAACGACUCGACAUCUGGCAGUGCAGCUGCGUCCAACCACAAAGACGAGGAAGUGGUGCCAUCCAGAGCAAACUGCAACGCCGAGCUCGUUCAGCAGCCAACCCGCCACCGGGCCAAGGCAGGCGGCUCCAAACUCACCUGCAUCAAGAUUAAGACCAAUUCUCCCAAGGGGGACUGUUACACGCCCUCCAACGCCACGGUGGAGAUCGUCCCUGCCACGGAGAAGCAGAACCACGUGGCACGGAAAAUAGUGAAGAUGACCAAGCAGCCGCCCAAAAAGAAGAAAGCGCCACCGUCUCGGGAGAAGAAGGUGACCCGUACCAUCAUGGCCAUCCUAGUGGCCUUCGUGGCCACCUGGACCCCUUACAAUGUCAUGGUGCUCAUCAACACCUUCUGCUCCAGCUGCAUCCCCAGCACGGUCUGGACUAUCGGCUACUGGCUGUGCUAUAUCAACAGCACCAUCAACCCCGCCUGCUAUGCCCUCUGCAAUGUCACUUUCAAAAAGACAUUCAAACAUCUCCUCCUCUGCCAAUACAAAAACAUUAGGUCAGCUAGAUGAAUAUGGCUGCGAGUGUAUGUGUGUAUGUGCAUGCGUGCACGUGUGCGUGUGUGUGUGAGAGAGGUUUAUGAUGCGGUUCCUUUUCUUUGUUUCAACUCUACGGCUCAUAAGACAACACGUAUCCUGCAGCCAUGUUGGGUUUGACUCUGAUGUAUGAGAUUUGUGAUGCAACUGUUGAGACAUAAGACUUACAAAGAAGCACACAGCCAGAAGAACAAAUAGACAGAACAUGAAAAGGAUAGAGAGCUCUGCACUGCACAAUGCCAAUGCUAAGGGAAAAUAGGGCUGACUGAAUGCACAAACCUCCCGUUUGAAAUUCAGUGUAAAAAAAAAAAGAAACCUGUACAUAUCAAUGUAUACGCAAAAUGUAAAUGUGUGUUAGUGUGUGUGUGUGUGUGUGUGUGUGCGCAUCUGUCUGAGCGUGACAGAAUGAUCCAUCACACAGUUUCAGUGGAGAUGUCCGCCAGAAACGACAGCACAAGGACAUACAGUACAUCCUACAAGCUGUUUCUGUAUUCCAGUGGCACUCUGUGUUGGAGACAUAUGAAGCGGAGCAGCUUGUCUAAAUUGCCUCUCUGGCAUGUUCAUAUACGAUUGAGUAACAUGGCUGGGAGCCCUCCUAUCUCCAGCGAUGGACCAUAAGAGGCCCCUGAAGGGCAUAGCAGGACAGAGACCAGGGCUGACCAGGGUCACCACCCACCACAAUGUAGGACGGAGGUUAGGGUGCUUGCUGUGAAAAAGUAUAUUCUUUCCACCGAAGAAAAAGGUGAAAAAAGGUCAUAACUAAACAAAUAAAUAGAUAAUGUAAAAAUACAUCCAAAAAGGCAUUGUUCAAGUACGUUAUUUUGCUUGUCAUUUGUUUUCCACAUCAUUUUAGAUGAUAGCGAUUUUAUCGCUUACAUUUCAUGACGAGUUUUAUGUUUAUUUGAUCGUAUAUUAAGAUAUUUUUUCUGUCAGAUUGUCUACACUCUUAGAAAAAAAGGUGCUAUCUAGAACCAAAAAGGGUUAUUCGG
Messenger RNA from Coregonus clupeaformis (lake whitefish), 2865 nucleotides. RefSeq names its product muscarinic acetylcholine receptor M2-like. NCBI's taxonomy places the organism in Eukaryota, Metazoa, Chordata, Actinopteri, Salmoniformes, Salmonidae. Gene Ontology annotation, cellular component: synapse; plasma membrane; dendrite. Gene Ontology annotation, molecular function: G protein-coupled acetylcholine receptor activity; G protein-coupled serotonin receptor activity. The transcript is spliced from 3 exons. Gene Ontology annotation, biological process: adenylate cyclase-inhibiting G protein-coupled acetylcholine receptor signaling pathway; G protein-coupled receptor signaling pathway, coupled to cyclic nucleotide second messenger; regulation of smooth muscle contraction. Bases 335 to 1852 code for a protein of 505 amino acids. The record is from RefSeq and is a predicted model, not a curated record.